This is a messenger RNA of Mytilus californianus (California mussel), 3135 nucleotides long. RefSeq lists its product as uncharacterized. The transcript has 2 exons. The record is from RefSeq and is a predicted model, not a curated record. NCBI's taxonomy places the organism in Eukaryota, Metazoa, Mollusca, Bivalvia, Mytilida, Mytilidae. The coding region runs from base 112 to 1809 and encodes 565 amino acids. Gene Ontology annotation, molecular function: protein binding; zinc ion binding.
UACAAAUAUGCCCUAAUUUACCAUGUUUACUUCCAGGUAUGCAGACAUUUAAGAAAAAUGAAGGAAAAUAAUGCUUGUCGACUGAGGUGACUUUUGAUAAAGUAGGAGGUUAUGGCAUCAAGUAACCCUAUACCUUGCCGACCAUGUAACCAAGGUAAACGAGGUAGAGACAACACUACAGCUGACUUCUGGUGUUACAACUGUGAUAAAGGGUUAUGCUUAAGGUGUUCAAGUCAUCACAAAAGAAUGAAAUCAUCAUCUCAUCACAACACUAUUGAUAUUCAAAUCUAUAAAAGCUGUACACUUCCCAUUGGCUCUAUCAAUACAGAAUGUGACACACACCAUCAGCAGUUCAACUUGUACUGCCCAAAUCAUCUAAUGCCUUGUUGCGAUGAAUGUAUUUCCACAAGUCAUUCAAAAUGCACUGGAAUAAAAAGUCUAGCUAGUGUAGUGGAGAAAACCAAGAUUGAAAAAUCCAAGGAAUCUGUAGAAAAGGAUAUAAACUCCAUCACAUAUUUCUUGGAUAAAAUGGUUAACAGCAAAUCAGAGAACAUAAAAAGAGGGGAACAACAACAUGACAGCAUUAACGAAUUUGUUAUUAAAAUUCGAAAUGGAAUCAAUAAACAUUUAGACCACCUGGAGAAAAAGUUAUGGAAAGAAGCAGAUACUGUAUGGAGUCAGGAGAAAUCUAAAUUGACAAGUUUAAUUACUGAAAUUGAAGAUAAACAGAAAACCUUAAAGGAAAUGCUAGAAAAUUUAAAUAUGGUCACAGAACAUACAACAAAACUGCAAUCAUUUCUAGGAGUUCACCAGAUUGAACAAAAAGUUCAUCAAUGUCAACAAUAUGUUGAAGACAUGAAAGACAGUGAGAGGGUUAGUGAAGUUGACAUCCAGGUAGAACAAAAUGAUGAGAUAGAAAAGAUAUUUAGUGAAUUACAAUCAUUAAAAUCAUUAGGAAAAGUGAAGGUUGUUAGUAAAACGGAAUUAGUCUUCGAGAGAGAAACAAAUGUGAAGAGAGAAGUUGAAUCAUAUGAACAAUGUAACCUAAACAACAUGACAAUGAAUAUUGAUACCAAGACAGAGAUUGGAAAGAAGAUGGUUAUUAGUGACAUAAUUUGCCUGAUGGAUGGCCGAUUUAUAGUUGUUGAAUGGAGACAAACAGUUAACCUACUUUUUCCUGAUGGCAAAUUUCAGAAACAGUUACCAAUAUUAGGUAACGCCAUGAAUGUUACACAGAUAAACCAGGACACUAUCGCCAUAACUUUUCCUGAUGAGAGAAUGAUAAGGAUCUUUAGUAUGGAGAAUGAAGAAGUUACCGACGGUAUCAAAUUAAACAAAGAAUGCAGAGGAAUCUCGUUCUACAAUAAUACUCUUCAUGUUGGUUUGAGUUAUGAUGAAGUCCGUAUCAUAGACUUGAAGGGUAAUACACUGAAGUCAAUACAAGUAGAGAGUAAAGCAUUCCUGUAUUACCUUGUUUACUGUAAUGACAGAAUAAUAUACAGUGACUAUGUAGACAAUGUGGUAUACUGUGUAGAUGGAUCAGGUAAACAGAUCUGGCGAUAUACACAGGAUUUAUCACGACCAGAAGGACUUUGUACAGAUACUUAUGGUAACAUUAUUGUAGCAGACUGUGACUCAGAUAGAAUAAUAGUAAUAUCAAAAGAUGGAAAGGACAGUAAAGUACUGGUCAGCAAAGAGAAUGGACUGAAGAAUCCAAAAUGUAUUUGUUUUAACAAUAACGAUUUUAAAGGUUUUAUUUGUGGUGAAAAGGGUGAAUAUUUAGCAACAUUCAAUCUAUCUUAUGAAUAAAUUUGGAAUGAAAAUUCAAUGAUGAUACUUGCCAAUAAAACUUCAAUGUACAAUGUACCUGAAUGUAAAUGUAGAUUAAUCUUAUGUGAGAAGACAUAUAGGCAAAUGAAGCAUUGAAGGAUUAUUAACACUAUAUAGCAUCUUCACUAGCCAAGGGUUACAAUCCAGUCCCCUCCUCUCCACCCUUGGCGGAUUAAGAGAGAAUUUCGGAUCCACGAGGUAAUGCUUUCCAUUGGUCACAGUCGUAACUGGCUGCAUCCAAUCAAAAAGGGCCUUUAACAUGAUCACGCGUAAAUGUAGAAAAUGAAGAUAAACAAUUGCCACGUGCUGAUUGUGCAACAAGUCUUUACCCACCAAAACAUAUGACGAUAUUUAGUGACAAUUUAAAUGUAUUUAAUCAACUAAUAGAAGUUCCUAAAUAUGUUUCCUGCGCAAAUGAUGGAAUGUCAACGUAAAUUUUCGGUUCCUGCUUCAUGAUGUUUGUAAACUCUUAGACGCUACAGUUUUUACACCUCCACACUGAAGAGAGUUCAAGUGUUACCAUUGAUCAAGAAUAAUGUAUUCGGAAUGGGCGUGACUUUUAUCAACCGAUAGAUGGUGGAACAUUAAUAUUAUUAUCGCAAAUGUUGGCUUAAUCUGCCAAGGGUGGAGAGGAGGGGACUGGAUCGUAACCCUUGGCUAGCGAAGAUGCACUAUAUAGCUGACUUUAGUUAUUCUUUUUGGAUCCCUCUUGGUCAUACAUAACUCCUAACUUCAUGAACUUAUAAAUGGAAAGUACAAAAAAGUGCUCUCCAAAAUACAAAACAUUAGGUAUUGUUUGCAGAUGAAAGAGGUUUCUGCGACUCUUUUCACAAAAAAUCUUACGAUUAAAAUUGAUCGUAAGUUAUACUGAAAUGUGUAUGACUUACGAGUAUUUUUACUCUUAAGAUUUUUUGUGAAAAGAGCCGCUGAAUCGUAGAAAAAGUGUAUAGUUUUGACAUGAUAAUUAUAAUUAAGUGUACUACAAAUGAUAGUUUUGUUGGAUUUGUAAUUAAAAACAUAUGUACAUGUUCUUUAACGGAAUAUACUGAUAUAUCAGAAAAUAAAAGAAAAAAUUAAUUUGAACUUUUUAAUGAAAUAUAAUAUGCACCAGUAGUCUCAAAAGUAUUGAUUGAUUCUUAACAUGCUUAAUAUGAGUUGUAAUUUUUUUUUUAUUUCAAAAGCUCAUAAUUCAAUUUAAAACUUUAGUGCUGAUCUCACAAUAUUACUAUGUAAACAUAACUAAACUUGUGAACAUGGUGAAGUCAAACAUUAAAUGGGUGCAACAACAAAUGUUUCUCAGUUGAA